CCGCCAUGGCCACAGAGAUCUACGUCGCUGCCUGCCGCUGCGCCAUGCUGUUGCCGUCGGGUUGCGGCACCGAGUCCGAGCAGGUGCGGGCCGAUCUCAGCCGGUUGGUGCCUUUCCUGCGCCAGUGGCUUUCCUGCGCCGUGUGCGGUAACCUCCUGAGAAAUCCAGUUGGUCCAAAAAAGUCAGUAUGCCAGCAUUUUGUUUGUAAAAGAUGUACAGGGCAGAAAAUGCAAAUGAAACCUUUCUGCAGUUGGUGCAAAGACCAUGGAACAUUUGUGGAAAAUGAACAACUUCGUAUUCUUCUCACUUGUUAUAAGAAACUUUGUGACUAUAUAGCUAGUUGUGCCAUAAUGGAGGAUUUUUCAGAAAACAACACCUUACCAGUUAACUUGAAUAUUUUGUUAGAAGAAGGCAUGAUGCUGGUGCAGGAUGAAAUCGAGUCCAGUGUGUUAUGUUGCACAGAAAAGGCUAUGAAAAUAAUAAGUAAACUGACUCCACUCCAGGUGGUGCAAGUGCAGGUGGUGCAAAAAUCUAUCAUUUCAAAUCAACCAAACGACAUUGUCAAUGUCAGUGUAAAAGACAGGAAAAAAGCUGUUAAUGUCUUUACUAGAAAGAUUUGCAAACAAAGCUUGUUACAGAACGACGGCAGCUGUAAUGUUGAAGAUAAUGAGGAUGAAAGCAUAAUUCAAGCAUCCACUGAACAGAUUCCUACAUCAUCCAUGCUGCAAUAUGACAAAAGUUCACCUAACUUAAAGAAACCCACAGAUAAUAGACAUUGUAUUGUCACUGAAAGAUUGAAAAAUAUGGUUAAAAGUUACAAUGCUAAAUAUAAAACAGUAAAGAGGUUAGGAAUUCAAGAAUAUGCUAGUUCAGUGAAAUCUGUGUAUAAAAAGCCAAGAGGGAAACCUGGGUGUAAAUGUGGUCGUGCAGCAUGUGCCCCAAGUGUUUUGACUUGCAGGGGUCAGAGGUGCCCUUGUUAUGCAAAUCGUAGGGCUUGUUUAGAUUGUAUCUGCUGUGGCUGUAACAAUUCCUACAUGGAAAACGGUCGGAAAAAAUUGGAAUCCUUUGCUGUUCCAGAAAUAGCUCAUAAGCAGAGCAAAUUACUAAAGAGUGUUGAUAAUUCAAGUUCAAUAGGUCAUACAAAACAGAUGUAA
Molecule: messenger RNA, 1154 nt
Organism: Pristis pectinata (smalltooth sawfish)
Lineage: Eukaryota; Metazoa; Chordata; Chondrichthyes; Rhinopristiformes; Pristidae
Product: E3 ubiquitin-protein ligase MSL2-like
Exons: 2
Coding region: 6-1154 (382 amino acids)
Cellular component (GO): MSL complex
Molecular function (GO): ubiquitin protein ligase activity
Source: RefSeq, a predicted model, not a curated record